AUGGGUAAGGAAUAUGGAAUAAUAAUGAGAAAGGCUCGAGAAGUAACCAUAAAUCAAGUAGGAAGUUCAAGACCUGUUCCUACGCCAACUGAAGUAGGAGGCUCCAACAAUGAUGGCACUGAAGUGCAACUCAGUGAAGAAACAAUGUUUGGAUUUCAUUUUGAAAAUAAAGAGGAUGAAGUACAACAAAAAAAGAAUUAUGAUGAUUUAUUAAUGUUUCUUGAAGAUGACGAGUCAAGUGGAUCUCAUCACCCCACCUCAAAUCUUAAGACUAAAAGGAACAAACAGCCAUCUGUGUUGAGAAAAGAAUUCCUUGAUUUGAAAGUCACAAUAGAUAAAAUAUUAAUUGUAGUUACAAGUACUCAACCACCACAGACCCUUGCCUGGUCUACACUUAAGAGUUUGGAGGAAAAAAUAUUGGCUCUAGAAGCAAGAGAAAAGUUCAUGGCUGAAUGCAUCUGGAUUCUCAUCUAA
This is a messenger RNA of Lactuca saligna, 474 nucleotides long. NCBI's taxonomy places the organism in Eukaryota, Viridiplantae, Streptophyta, Magnoliopsida, Asterales, Asteraceae. The record is from the annotation of a GenBank genome assembly.